GUUUGUUAAAUUAGAUUCAUCCAGCAAAAUUUGUCUUGAAAGAAAAAAAUGUAUGCUGAAUCGUCAGAAUUCUCAGUGCUGUGUGUCAUCCAUAUUCAUCCUUUCUUGUUGUAUUUUACUAUUUGCUUACAGUUACGUGGGAAAGUAACGAAUGAAUGUGUUUAAACUCAUUUUACUGCAUGGAGUCUAAGUUACAUAUCAAUCAGUGAAAGUUUUCCUCCAAAUCAGAAAGACCUGACGUUAGGUCCGACAGAUUUACGUGGCAUUCUAGAACGAAAAAAGUGACCGGAUGUUCACCACCCACUGAAGAAAGUACACAACCGGAACGGACCAGGCCAUGCACGAGUUAUGAGCUGUCCAUGAUCAUGAAGGUUUCACAGCCUGUCCAGAACGGGGAAAAGUGCUGAACAUGCUGGAACAGGAGGACCGCAACUGCCUGGCCAGACUCCCCUCACGGAAGACGGCGCUGGUCGUGCUUAUCGGGAUCGCAGUGACUGUGACGCUGACGCUGGUCCACCUGAGCGGCCAGUGGGUGGGCCAGCGUGUUUUUAAGCCGGUGCACGAGCCGAGCCUAGCCCACCGCAGCAAGCAGCUGUUGUCACAGAAAGUGCUCAGGGAGCCAGCAAAGAUCUCCUGGAAAGACCGGCAAGAUGAGGACUUGAAGAGCAGAAAUAAGGAAGGCACAGAUGAGCCUUCGUCGCACCAACUUAAAGGUGGUUUUGCCAAAGAAGAACGUACCUCAGGGAGCAUGGACUCUUCAAAGAGACCUUUACCGUCAUUAAACAGUAUUAUUGGAGAGAGGCCGGGACAAAACUUGUCAGCAGUAAACAAUGUAGGGCUCCUCAGUGUUCCCUCCAGGGGCCAGACUGAGCACUCUUUUCCACCACCUACGAGGAAGAGAGUGGAUCAGAUAACUGCUCUGUUGGACCCAAAGAUUGGCCAGUCUGUGGUCCCAACAGAGAAGCUUCUUCAAGGCACCAUACGGAGAGAGAGGGUACCAGCCGCCACUGAAAAACUGUCAGGAGAGAUGAAGUGGUCAAGGAGAAAUGUGUAUGACUUCAAUGAUCGGGACCGCAAUGCUUUUCGGGGUCUUCGACUCCGGAACAAGAACGACCGAGUUUGGAAGAGCAAAGAAGCUAUAAUCUUCAACCGGGUCGGAAAAUGUGGCAGUCGCACCAUAAUUGGAAUCCUGCGCAAGCUGUCAGACCUCAACAAUUUCAAUCUGGUGUCCUCGACUGUGUAUAACUCAACAGCCAUCAGUACAGAGUGGCAAUCCUACAUUGUGAAAGUCAUGGAGCGCGUCAAGACACCGUACCUGUUUCAGAGACAUCUGCAUUUUGUCGACUUCACAGAAUUUAAUGCAAGGCAGCCAAUGUACAUCAAUGUUAUAAGAGAUCCACUAUCACGCUUUGUGUCCAAUUACUACUUCAAACGCUUUGGGGAUGGGCGGAGCAACCAGAACUUUAAGGGGUCCAAGGAGGCAAAGUACAGAUCGGUCACCGAGUGCAUCAUAAAGGGUUACAAAGAGUGUGUGCGGUCUGGCAGCUUCUAUAUCAUUCCCUUCUUUUGCGGCCAGCGAAAAGAGUGCCGACGGCCGUCGCAGUGGGCCCUGGACGAAGCCAAAUUGAAUGUGGAGAAACACUUUGUUGUGGUCGGCAUCCUGGAGGAUCUGGAGAGCUCCUUCCGAGUCCUGGAGAAGGCCCUGCCGCAGUUUUUCACAGGAGCUGUCAAGCUCUUGCUAGAACCAGACGAUAAGCAGGCCCUGAAGAAUGCCUCAACCACGACCAAAUACAAAGAGAAACCAUCAAAGGAGGCGGCGGCCAUCAUGAAAAAGCUGAUGUACUAUGAGUACGAGUUCUACAAGUUUGUCAAGGACAGGCUGGAGAGACAGAAGCAACAGUACGGCAUCGGAAUGGCAGAGUGAAGGGAGUCGCGACGACGCAGGUAACACCCUGGAAGAUCGCUAACCAACAGGGACCAAGACAACAUGUCAGAGCUGCUGGACUCGCCUACAGUGGCUGAAAAAAAAAAGAGAAAGAUCUGCCCGCCGUGACGGGUAAGCAGGUAAGACUGACUGCCGUUGAUGCUACCGUUAGAUAAAAGAGGGAAAGGGUUAGUAAGCACAAGUAGGCCCAAGGUCUAAUUUUAAAUGAAUGAACCAGGGUGGCCUAACCACCUACAUUCAGUGGUUUGUUGAAUCGGUUGAACUGCGUUUCAGUGAGAUUGGCACUGAAUCUCGCUCCAAAAUGUGAACAUCUUCUAGAUUUGAUAUGUGCAUAAGUGCAUUUCCAACUCAGUCAUAUGUUCAUCCCGUCAACUCUUUGAGAUGUCAACUCUAGAUAGUUCUUUGAAGAAGCACUUCUUUUUUUAAUCGAGCGGAACUGUAGACCAAGGUUAUCCAAAAGUUCUUCCAUAAGCCCAGACUACUAGGUCUAACUGCUCCAAGUUGUGGUCAAAGCAUCUCAUAUCCGUGGGUUACGUAACAGAUGGGCAUGUAUGCCAAACAUAUUUUCUGACAAAAUAAAAUGAACUGUAUGAAUUCUACGGUGAAUUUGAAGGUGCUGCAUUAGAAAUUAAUGAGAUUCUCCGACAAAACAACCAACAGAUAUUGUUAAAGCGUGACCAAUUGUACAAUUGAAACUCUAUGCAAAAUCACAUUAACAUAUUCAAGCAGUAUGGCAUUACUUGGAUAUGCGUAUUUGGACCAUUCACGUAGUGUCAAAAUUAGACCACACCUGUGGUAAACAACUCAACCCGUACACCUAGUAACAGCUCAGUGGGAUAUGGCAACUCGGUAUGUCACAGUGGGCGCAUGAAACCUGUAUGGACGUCAUAAGAAUGCAGCGGUCCGUAAAAGUGCACAUCCCACAUACAUGUCAGUUUAGAUUGGAACAUACUGGUGAUGUCAGUGUUCAGGUGCUAAAUUGGAUAAACGGAAGACAGUGAGUAUGAGUUUACCCCAAAAAAAUAAUCAGUCAUUGUAUUUUUUUUCUGCAAGCAAAGUUGUAUAUACAGUAGCCAUCUGACUAUAGAAGUGCGUAGAAGCGCAUGAAAGGACGACCUCUGUUAAAAUUUUGGCCCAAGGGUCAAAAAGUUAAGCUAAAAACUCAAAUGCUAAUAAGCAUUUUCAAAACAGCAAGAUUUUUGUCAACGGACCAAAACAGUAAAGGAUCAUUCUGCCAACAGGAAACAAGUCUGUGUGAAGCUGGGUGAAAAAGUUGCAGAAAAAUUUUGAGAAAAAAAUCAGCACCGGCUCUCACGCUUGAAAUGCAAGUGCUUUGGGCGAACACUUAAUGAAACCAUGUAAUUGGGCAAUUUUACUUUUGUGAACUGACGCCUGGAUGUGCAGGCGCUCUGGAAUUACUGGAGCGUUGUGGAAUAAUUUCGGUUUUCAUGAACUGACACACAAGCGUGUAGUGGAUACGAGUUUCUAAGGAGAACGCUUUAAAUUUACUUUUUGGGUUGAGAAAAAUUGUACCCGGAAAUUUUGAACGUGGGAAAUUCCGAAAAAAAGUCUCACUUUGUGAAAACAUUGCAUUGCAGUGCUCAGUUAGAGUUCCCGAAAACCAAAAUGUUUCACAUCACUGAAACUUUUAUGCAAAUGGAGGGCACUCGUGCUCCGAAUGCCAAUAUGUUGUGUCGGCAACUAAGUGGCUUUAACUCGUUUCAUCAGACUUCCUUACUGCUUGCAACUUUCCAGCUUCGACUUGGCAUGUAUGCAAAUUUCCAUGUUUAUAAUGUACAUAUGCAUGUAUUCCAACUAUUAAAACCUUGAAUAUGUACAUGUAUUCAACAGCUUCGGAACUGUUGAGGCAUAUUGUGUAUGAGCUGUUAGAAAUUAAUGAAAUUCCUGAAAAACAUCGGGAAAAUCCAAGAAUAUUUUAUGCAAUUAGACUGUACAGCACAUACUUUUGAAGAGCAUGUAUUUAAAAUAACGUCUUCUUUUUAAAACCUGCAUCUCAUUCAUCGUCUAGAGUACGUGUCCUAGAAGCUCGUGACGUUAGAGAUAUCGUGACCCAAAAAUAUUAAGUUGUGGUCACGAGUUUGUACAUUUUCUAAUUUAUACCCUCAUUUUUUGGAGGGUCGACUGGUUUUAAUUUCCCCUAACCACUUUUAUAAGGCCAAAGAACUGUCCUGCGCAAGCAUUAAAAGCAGUGUACAUGUACGUGUUCAUUUUAUGUUCUAUUGAUGCUCAAAGUUUAUUUUUAUAAAGUCAAAGCUUUGUUUUUGUGACUUAAUUCCUAUGCAAAGAUGCAUCAUAAAAGAAUUCAUUUUGUACGACGGGGAAAAUUGGAAUAAAAAAAAUUUCAUCG
Molecule: messenger RNA, 4313 nt
Organism: Acanthaster planci (crown-of-thorns starfish)
Lineage: Eukaryota; Metazoa; Echinodermata; Asteroidea; Valvatida; Acanthasteridae
Product: uronyl 2-sulfotransferase-like
Cellular component (GO): membrane
Molecular function (GO): sulfotransferase activity
Source: RefSeq, a predicted model, not a curated record